AUGGCCGAGGCAAGAAUUGACACAGCCAAGGCUGAACCAUCUGUUAAUGGCGGCAAUGACUAUACCGUAAUCGAAUUCCUCAAGGACUUGAAAGAUUUACAUAACUACGAUAAUGUUCUAUUGAUGCACAAUCAGAAUACGACCAUUGCAACGAAGUUCUACACCAACACCAAUACCAUGGCCUAUGGCAAUGGCAGCAGUACAGCUGCAGCGGGCAACAUUAGCUUCAUUGAAAAAACUCUGAAUGUUGAUGCCUCUGGAAGAUCAACGUCACUGCCAUUUGUGGCACAUCUAAUGCAACAGGUACAGGUGCCAGUUCUGCAAUUAAACGAAUGGCAACACUUUAAUCUUAAACUUCGAGUGCCCGACAAUUUACUGGCAAUUGUUCAGAUUGAUAUUAAUGGCGGUGGUGGUGGUGCUGGUGAUGGUGGCGGUGAUGGCAUUAAAAUCACCCUGGACCAUCAUGCGGGUCUGUUGCAGAACUUAUCGAAAAGUUUGUGGCGCAUGAAGGUGGCGAAAGUGCUAUUCUUGAUCAAUGGCCCGGCGAUGAUGAAUGACGAAAUGCUUGCCAGCGAUCGCGGCAAUGAAGAUGUUCACUACGCUCUCGUAGAACAAUUAUUUCAACAUUGUUGGAGGCAAAAAUUACUAAAUGUGGCUGCCAUAAUGGCCAACUAUCAGAAAACAAAAAUACUUUACCGCUUCAACCCCUUUCCUGAGUUUCAAAUGGAAACCGUUCCGCUGGCAAUUGAUCGAACACAGCAACAAGAAGAAAUCUAUCCACAACGUUUGGACAACCUCCUGGGCUACAAUAUGAACGUUGUAAUUGGUGGUUCCGAUCCUCGUAUAAUUCCCUAUGAAAAGAAUGGUAAAUUAUUCGUUGGUGGAUUUGUGGGUCACUUUGUGCUGGCAUUUGCCAAACGCUACAAUUGCACGUUACAGGAACCUCUGCCUUAUAAUCCAAAAAUUCCGCUACCCAGCCAAGAACUAAUGAGAGCGGUGCGUAAUGGUACAGUGGAAUGGUCUUCGGGUGUUACUUUCCCUGAAAUACCCUUUAGGGGUUACACCUACCCUUAUGAGAUCAUCAAUUUUUGCCUUAUGAUACCAGUGGAAGCUGAUAUUCCGGGUUAUGAGUUUUUCACCUCCGUCUUUAAGGGUGAGACCUACGUUUUCUUCAUUGUGACGCUGGUGAUAAUUUCCAUGGUUUUGAGUGCCGCCUUGUUUAUUCACGGUUAUAGGCCAGAUUUGUUUGACAUAAUUUGCCAUGAUGAUUGUUUGAGAGGCAUGUUGGGACAGUCCUUUAGCGAAUUGAGAAAUCCACCAGGCAUUGUUCGGGCCAUUUAUUUGGAAAUAUGUAUUUUGGGCAUAUUGCUGACCACGACCUAUAAUGCUUACUUUUCCACCUAUGUCACUAAGGCACCUAAGACGGCCCCCAUAAACACUUUGGAUGACAUCAUGGCUUCCGGUUUGAAAAACAUUGUCUGGGAGCCGGAAUAUAACGAGAUUCUAUCGAGGGUGCCGGAAUUUAAGAGAUAUGCCCCCAUAUUUUUGGUGGAACCAAAUUAUCGAAAAUAUUUGGAACUCCGGGAAUCCUUUAAUACCCACUAUGGCUACAUUGUGCCCACCACCAAAUGGACAAUUGUCACUGAGCAGCAGAAAAUCUUUACAACUCCGCUGUUUAAACAAAGGCCAAGCUUUUGCUUUUACAACAACAUACCAAUGUGUUUUCCGAUUCAUGAAAAUUCACUUUUCAUUGAGUUGAUGUAUAAGUUAAUGUUGGAAGUCUCGCAAUCGGGUUUGAUGAAUAUGUGGAUGGAGCAUGGAUUUUUGGAGCUAAUUCAAGCUGAUAAAUUGCAACGCUCCGAUUUAAGUCAAAAGAAGGAAUUUGAAGCAAUGACAGUUGAUGAUCUGCUGUAUAUUUUUAUAUUUUUGGCGGUGAUGUUUGUUUUUGUCGUUCUGGUAUUUAUUGGAGAAUUUGUGGUGUAUUAUCGUGAGCAGAUAUGGAAAGGGUUGCAGCGACCUUUUGAAAAAUGUUGUAGACCUUCGGAAAAUAAAAGGGCUGAUAUAAUGAAGAAGGAGUAUGAAGUUACUGGACAUCAACUGAGGAGAUUUAAGUGAAGUAAUAUUAGAGCAACGUAAAAGCAAUGAAGG
Messenger RNA from Musca domestica (house fly), 2148 nucleotides. RefSeq lists its product as uncharacterized. The transcript is spliced from 2 exons. Lineage: Eukaryota; Metazoa; Arthropoda; Insecta; Diptera; Muscidae. The coding region runs from base 1 to 2115 and encodes 704 amino acids. The record is from RefSeq and is a predicted model, not a curated record.